Molecule: messenger RNA, 2542 nt
Organism: Prorocentrum cordatum
Lineage: Eukaryota; Dinophyceae; Prorocentrales; Prorocentraceae
Source: the annotation of a GenBank genome assembly
CCCGGCGGGCCGCGCCGGGGCGCGCCGGCCCAGGAGUGCCUGGAGUCGCUCGACCUGCAGCUGGGGGGGGGCCGGCAGCCGAGCGAGGAGCGGCCCAAGGCCUCGGGCGGGCUGGGACCAGCUUCCGCCGCCGGCGCUGGCGGCGAGGCAGCGGACGCAGCCGCGGCCGUGGCCGGCCAGGGUGGCGACGCCUGCCGGGCUGGCGCUGGUGGCAUGGUGCACGUGCACCUGACCAGGGAGGAGGUGGGCGGAGGCGCGGGGCGGCGGCUGGGGAUCGAGGUGCUCGAGGCGGCGGCCGAGCGGGGCAUCCGCGUCACGGCCAUCCACGAGGGCGGGCUGGUCGCUGCGUGGAACGCGCAGCGCGCCGAGGGCCGCCUGCUCGCUGGGGACGUGAUCUUGGAGGUCAACGGGCAGACGGAGGACCUGACGUCUGUCCUGUCCCAGGCCGCUGCCAGAGGAGAGCCCCUCGACAUCCUCGCGGCCGUGCCCAAGGGCGCCGCGCGCCCCGGCGCUGGCGCUGCUCACGAGCUCGGCCGCGCCGCGCACGUGCUCGCCCUACCGACCCGCAUGACCGCGGUGAAUGGCGUGCCACAGGAGUCUCGCGAGCAGCGCCGCGUCUGUCCGCUGGCGACCUCGCCCUGUCUGCCCUCCAGCCUGCCCUCGUGCGGCACCGAGCCCUCUGGCUGCAGGUGCGAGCCCACCCGCGCGGGCACCGAGCCCGCCAGCGAGCGCUGCAGCUGCACAGCGGGCACCAGCAGCGAGUCCACCCAGCAGGCGGAAGGGCCACCCCGCCGAGCGAGCCGCGGCGGCAGCGUGGGCCCACCGCCCCAGUCGGACGUGAGCCAUCUGGCCGCCCACAGCAGCGGCUGCAUGAGCGAGCCGCUGCCGCUGGGGCGGAUCGACCCGGCGCGGUUCAACUCGUCGUCGUCGACGCAGUCCCCGAGGCGCAGGUCGCACUCGAGUUCCUCUCUCGGACUUCCAGCGGUGCAGACGGUGCAGACGGUGCGGCACCAGCGCGAAGAUGGGCUGGUAGAGGCGAUGGUCAACGACCAGGGCUCGCUCGUCUCUGAUGGCUCGUUCUGCACCGUGGACUCGCUGGGACCGGAGGGCCACGUGAGCGCGCCGUUGUGGCUCCGCAUCUGCGGCAUCCUGCCGUGGGGCCAGCGAGGGGUGACCACAAGCUCGGCCCUCCGCUCCUGCUACUGGCACCUCGUGCUCGUGUCGGUGGUGCUCAUCGUCUGCUUCCUCGCGUUCGCGGCGGUCUACGCGCCGUCUGGGUCGUGCAAGCACGAGGCGUGCCUGGGCUACGCCCAGAUCACCGACCUGGCCCUGGCGGUGGGCAGCCUCCUGGGGCUCCUCGCGAUGCAGUCCCUGUCGUCCCUGGGCAUCCUCGGCAGCGCGGAGUCCAUCCUCGUGGCCUACGCGCGCAGGCAGGAGAUCACCGGGGCCUGGUCGGCUGCCGUGAGGGGCCACAGCGCGCGGCUGGCUGGCCUCUGGGCGUGCAGCGCUGCCCUGCGGCUCGUCUCGCUGGUGGGGGGGCCCUGGCCCUCGCCCCUGGACGUGGCCACGGCGGGGUGCUACGCCGUGACCAGCCUGGUGUUCCUCGGCGUCGUGAGCGGCAUCCUCCACGUGAGCUGCGCCCUCACCCUGGUCAUCGACUCGUACGCCACACACUUCGACGGCGCGCACUUCCGGCUGGAGACGAGCGUGCACGAGUGGAACCUGCUGCAGGCGGUGCUGCGCAAGGUGUCGGGGGCGGCCGAGCGGGGCUUCAUGGCGGUGCAGAGCACCGCCGUCGCACUGGUCACGGGCGUGAUGCUGGCAGCGCGGGGCCCUCUUCGCGGCGAGGCUGUCGGCGAGGCAGUCGGGGCCGGCGACGCGGCGUGGCUGUCCUCCGCGGCGCUGCUGGUCGUGGGCGCGGCGUUCAUCUUCUUCAAGACCGCGGAGGUCUCGGAGAGGUGCAUGCGCAUGCCGUCCGUGAUCAAUUCUUUGAACUUCGGUGAGUGCGUCGACGCUCGGAGGCACUAUCUGGUGGAGUUUAUCAAGUACAGUGCCGCAGGGUUCUACGUCUGGGAGGUGCGCCUUACGGCCGCGGUCGCGCUGAAGCUGACGUACUUCUGCUGCAUCCUGGCCUUUGCAGGCCUCAGCCAGCUGUACGCACAGGAUCUCUGAACUUCUCCCGCAUGUAGACCGUCUUUUUCAUCUAGCGGUUUGCGCCUGCCUAUAUCAACGAGUGGCUCGCAUGGGCCGCCUCUUUCUCCUCCUUCUCCUCUUCCUCUUCCCUCGUCCUCCUCACUCCUCCUUCCUGUCGCAACUGCAUUGUCGAUUUGACGGUUCAUAGCAUGGGUUUGCCUAUUGCAGGCCGGCUUGUGCGGUGCGACCUUUGGAUUCGCAAUGUGGUUGCGUCACCCGCGGUGUCUUUGCGUGGAACAGAUGACAAAGUGGCCAGUGCAAGGAUAACGUACCGCGCCGGGCCAGUCUCCUGUCCGACAGAGGGUGCUUGCCUGUCUGGAGGGGGCUGGCAUGACAAAUUAAGGUGGUG